Mucor mucedo is the source of this 943-nucleotide messenger RNA. RefSeq names its product glycoside hydrolase superfamily. NCBI's taxonomy places the organism in Eukaryota, Fungi, Mucoromycota, Mucoromycetes, Mucorales, Mucoraceae. Gene Ontology annotation, cellular component: fungal-type cell wall; cell surface; extracellular region. The transcript has 3 exons. The coding region runs from base 74 to 943 and encodes 289 amino acids. Gene Ontology annotation, molecular function: glucan endo-1,3-beta-D-glucosidase activity; 1,3-beta-glucanosyltransferase activity. The record is from RefSeq and is a predicted model, not a curated record. Gene Ontology annotation, biological process: carbohydrate metabolic process; cell wall organization.
GUCGAAUUUCAUAAAUAAAAGGCAUAACUUUUUUUUUACAAUUCCAUUAAAUCAACUCUUUAUCUUUUUCAUCAUGCUUAAUCUAUCUCUCAUUCUAUCCAUUGCUUCAUUAGUCUCAUCUACUCUGGCUGCCUCUUCUGCAUUUUAUGGCUUGAACUAUGGUGUCAAUAUGUAUGCAUGCCCUACGUUAGAAGAUGUCAAACGUGAUUUUCGGAUUCUAUCCCAAUACACAAAUACAGUUCGUAUUUACUCCAUCAAGGACUGCAAUCUAGGUGAGCUAGCAUUGAAGGCCUCACAAGCGACCAAACUGAGACUCUAUUUGGGCAUGUGGGUCGAUAAGUCUGACUCGUUUGAUAGAGAGUUCAGUGCUUUGAAAACUAUUGCGGAAUCAAAUCGCUUUUAUAACGUUGAGGCUAUUAUUGUGGGGUCUGAAGUAAUGUACAGAGGUGACUUGGAGCCAAAUGAAUUGGUAGAUCGUAUCGAGAAAGUCAAGUCCUUGGUCAGUCCCUUAGGUCAAACAAAAGUGACAACCGCGGACGUAUAUUAUAAAUUCACGCCUGAGAUUAUUAACGCUGUCGAUUUUGUUAUGAUGAAUGCUUUUAUUUACUGGGAAGGUAUUAAUGUGGAUCAAGCUACAGAUACCUUGAUGGCACAUUAUCAAUCUGUAAAGGAUAUGUCAAAUGGUAAACUAGUUCGUAUCUCUGAAACUGGUUGGCCAGAUCAAGGAGAUCAAAACAUGGCAUCUAUUCCAUCGUCUGAGAACCAGAAAAACUUCUUACUUCAAACUCUCUGUAGAACCAAGCAACAAGAAAUCGACAUGAUUUGGUUUUCCGCUAUUGAUGAAGGUUACAAACCAGGUGUAGAAAGCCACUUUGGUUUAUUGGAUUCCAAUCGACAAUUAAAGAAAGAUUAUACUUAUGAGAAACUCAUGAACCCUUGUUAA